CAUGAGAAACCCCCAUCUGAAGAAACGCCACUGGGAUCUCAUCCAGGACGCCCUCAACUUCAAGUUCAACAAGGAGGAGCCGCUGACUCUCGGCAUCCUGGUCGACAUCAACGCCUUCGAGAAGGCCGACGACAUGAUGGAGAUCGCUGGGAUGGCCUCGUCACAGGCCGCACUGGAGGCCAUCCUUAAAAAGGUCGUUGACUCCUGGAAAAGUGUGGAGUUUACCGUCGUGCCGUACAAAGACCAGAAAGAUGUGUACAUCCUUGGUUCGACGGACGACAUCCAACAACUGCUGGACGACAGCAACAUCAACAUCCAGACCAUCCAGUCAUCCAGGCAUGUCGGCCCUAUCAAGGCCAAGGUCGACGAAUGGGCAGCAAGUCUCGCGCUCUUCAACAAGACGCUGGAGUCUUGGAUCACGUGUCAGAGAACAUGGCUGUACCUGGAAUCUAUUUUUAGCGCUCCCGACAUCCAGCGCCAGCUGCCGGUAGAGGCCAAGCUGUUCGUGGAAGUGGACCGGUCGUACAAGGAGAUCAUGAGGCGGGUCAAGAAGUCGCCACUGGCCAUCAGGAAUGGGGCUCAGCCAGGCCUGUUUGAAACGUUUGAAUACAACAACGAGCUUCUGGACAAGAUUCUCAAAUGUCUGGAGGCUUAUCUGGAGACCAAGCGAGUCGCCUUUCCCAGGUUCUACUUCCUGUCUAACGACGAGCUACUGGAGAUACUGGCACAGACCAGGAACCCCCUGGCCGUCCAGCCCCAUCUCAGGAAAUGUUUUGAUGCCAUCCACAAGCUGGAGUUUGGUCUUGUCGAGGGUCUGCUACCAGGGGAGGAAAUUCAGUACACAAACGACAUUUUGUCCAUGAUUUCACCGGAAGGAGAGAAAAUCUUACUAGCCAAGGGUCUGAAGGCCCGAGGUAACGUGGAGGACUGGCUGGCUAAAGUAGAAGAGGCCAUGUUCGCCAGUCUACGGCGGCUCUGUAAGAAAUCGAUCAAAGAGUACGAGACGACCAGCUUCAUCAACUGGAUCAUGAGCAACGCUUCACAGGUUGUGCUGACCAUCUGCCAGAUGAUGUGGACGCGAGAUGUGACAGCUAUACUGCGAGAUACCAGGACAGUGAUCCGUAGCAUGAGAGAGUUUGAAGUUCGGAGUUUUAAUGAGUUGAACCUUCUGGCCGCCACUGUGAGGGGUGAGCUGCCUAAACUGGCGCGAGCCACCCUGUGUGCGCUCAUCACCAUCAACGUGCACGCGAGGGACAUGAUCACAGACAUGGUCAAGAAGCAGGUGUCAGAGCUGAUCAGCUUUGAGUGGCAGAAACAGCUCCGCUACUACUGGAACGUGGAGCUAGACAACUGUGUCGUCUGCAUGUCCAACUCCGUCUAUGGAUACGGAUACGAAUAUUUAGGAGCCUGCCCCCGCCUUGUGAUAACGCCCCUGACGGAUCGGUGUUACCUGUGUCUGAUGGGGGCCCUACAGCUGGACCUAGGCGGGGCCCCGGCAGGACCUGCGGGCACGGGGAAGACAGAAACAACGAAAGAUUUGGCCAAGGCCUUGGCUAUACAGUGUGUGGUCUUUAACUGUUCGGACAGUCUGGACUACAGGAUGAUGGGAGGAUUUUUCUCCGGUCUGGCCCAGUCCGGCGCCUGGUGUUGUUUUGAUGAGUUCAACAGGAUCAACAUCGAGGUCCUGUCGGUCAUCGCCCAGCAACUCAUCACCAUCCGGAACGCCAAGUUAGCCAAGUCGAACAGGUUCAUGUUCGAGGGCCGAGAGAUCAAACUGGUCCACACCUGUGCUGCUUUCAUCACCAUGAACCCCGGCUACGCUGGACGCACGGAGCUGCCGGACAAUCUAUCGGCUCUCUUCAGGCCCAUCUCUAUGAUGGUCCCCGACUACGGGCUAAUCGCUGAAGUUAUUCUGUACUCCGAGGGUUUUGAAUCUUCGAAAAUUCUGGCCAAGAAAAUGGUGCAGAUGUACAAAUUGUGCAGUGAACAGCUGUCUCAACAAGACCACUACGACUUCGGUAUGCGAGCCGUCAAGUCUGUCCUCGUGAUGGCGGGCUCCCUGAAGCGUCAGAACCCGGACAAGUCGGAGGACGUCGUGCUCAUUCGGGCUCUGAGAGACAGCAACCUGCCCAAAUUCUUGACCAACGACGCCAAACUUUUCCAGGCUAUCCUGUCCGAUUUAUUCCCUGGAGUGACCAUCCCCGAGCAUGACUACGGUCAGCUGAAGGAGGAGAUCAUCAACGUGCAGGAGGAGAAGAAGCUCCAGGUCGUGGAGACGCAGAUUGUCAAGGUCAUCCAGCUCUUCGAGACGAUGAUCGUCCGUCAUGGCGUCAUGCUGGUGGGGCCAACAGGAGGCGGGAAGACGGUUAUAUACAGGAUACUCGAGAACACGCUGACCAACCUGUUCAAUAAAAACAUCGACAACGAGUUUUACCAGCCGGUCCACGUGUACAUCAUGAACCCCAAGUCUAUCACCAUGGAUGAGCUUUACGGCGGUGUGGAUAAGUUAUCCAUGGAGUGGAAGGAUGGAUUAAUGGGGAUCACAGUUCGUUUCUGUGUGCAGGACACGACCAAAGACCACCAGUGGAUUGUGUGUGACGGGCCUGUAGACGCCCUGUGGAUAGAGAACAUGAACACCGUGCUGGACGACAACAAGAUGCUGUGUCUGGCCAACAGCGAGAGGAUCAAGUUCACCCCCUACAUCCACAUGGUCUUUGAGGUCCAGGAUCUGGCAGUGGCGUCUCCAGCCACGGUCAGCAGGUGCGGCAUGGUGUACGUUGACCCAGACGAGCUGAAGUGGAUGCCGUACGUCAAGACCUGGAUGGACGCCUGGGCCCCCUCCAUGUCAGCCGACGCCCCCCAGUUCAUCCUCAGGCUCUUUGAGACCUAUGUGGAGGACGGACUACAGUUUGUACACAAAAAAUGUACGCAGACAAUCAAACAGGUUGAGAUCAGUAAAAUUGUGACCUUGUGUAAGCUCCUUGAGGCCAUCCUGUUUGCCAAGUCUGGAUCUUUCGACUGGAACCUCGAGCCCAACAAACUCAAUCGUCUGCUGUGUCAGAUCUUUGUCUUCUGCUAUCUGUGGGCCAUUGGCGGGAACAUCAACGACGACAAUUGGGAGGCGCUCGAUGUUUUCAUCAGGCAGCAGUUUGAUGAGAACGCUGACGCAAAGCUCCCAGGAUCGAAUCCACUCUGGGGCUAUUUCAUCGAUGUGGACAGUAAAAAAAUGGACACGUGGGACAAACUGGUUGGCACCUUCCGUUACGACAAGAGCAUCUCGUUCUUCAAGAUGUUGGUGCCCACAGUCGACACGGCCAGGUUCGGAUACCUGCUGGAGAGUCUGCUCUCUGUCAACAGAUCGGUGCUCUACACAGGUGGCACAGGUGUGGGCAAGUCCGUGAUUGCCCGAGACCUGCUGGACCGAAUCUCUGAGAGAACGUCGUACGUGCCCAUCUUCAUCAACUUCUCGGCCCAGACCAGCAGCAACAGGACCCAGGAGAUGAUCGAGGGCAAACUGGAGAAGCGGAGAAAAAACGUUAUCGGUGCUCCCAAAGGCAAGCGGGUGAUUAUAUUCAUCGACGACCUGAACAUGCCCAAGCUGGACACAUACGGGUCACAACCUCCCAUAGAGCUGCUGCGGCAGUUCCUGGACUUUGGGGGGCUCUACGACAGGGACACCAUGACAUGGAAGGAGAUCCAGGAUGUGACGUUGUCGGCUGCCUGCUCGCCGCCAGGGGGCGGGAGAAACCCGGUGUCUGCCCGACUUUUCCGCCAUUUUACCAUGCUGAGCAUCCCGUCCCCCACGGAAACAAGCCUAAAACAACUUUUCUCGGCAAUUAUCGUCGGAUUUUUCACGGACUUUUCUCGAAAUAUCCGUGGUCUGGCUGACGCCAUCGUGAACUCUGCUGUAGAGAUCUACUUCCGGUUGAGUACAGACCUGCUGCCCACCCCAGCCAAGUCGCACUAUGUCUUCAAUCUCAGGGACCUGUCUAAGGUCGUUCAAGGAAUCCUGCAGGCUGACAUCGGCAUCUUCCGUGAGAAGCUCCAGAUGUUCCGUCUCUUCAUCCACGAGACCCAGCGCGUCUUCCACGACCGGCUCAUCAACCACGAGGACAAGUUCUUCUUCCACAAGCUCAUGGCGGACAUCGCGGCCAAACACUUCAACGAGACGGUGGAGCCCCAGAGUUUCGUCACUGACCCCAUUUUGUUCGGGAACUUUAUGAAGAUGGGCGCGCCCCCUGAGGAGAGGUUUUACGAGGAGCUGACGGACAUCAACAAAGUGAAAAACAUCCUGGGCGAUUACCUAGAUGAACUGAACAUGGCGUCCCCCAAAGAGAUGCGCCUGGUGUUUUUCUUGGACGCUGUGGAGCACAUCACCCGCCUGGUCAGGAUGGUGCAACAGGAGAGGGGGAACGCCCUGCUGGUGGGGGUCGGGGGCACGGGCAAACAGUCACUCACACGCCUGUCAGCACACAUCUGCGGGUACCAGUGCUUCCAGAUCCAGCUGUGUCGAGGUUACGACUACACGUCCUUCCAUGACGACCUGAAGAAACUCUACGACUCUGCUGGGAUACAGAACAAACCCACCAUAUUCCUCUUCACUGACACACAGAUUGUGGUGGAAGAGUUCCUGGAAGACAUCAACAACAUGCUCAACUCUGGCGAGGUGCCCAACCUGUUCGAGCCUGAAGAGUACGAGAAGCUCAUCAUCGGCUGCAGACCCGGCGCUAAGGAGGCUGGGAUUCCAGAGGGGAACCGUGACGCCAUCUACGACUUCUGUAUCCACAGGGUCAGAAACAACCUCCACAUCGUACUGUGCAUGUCGCCCGUGGGUUCGACCUUCAGGGCCAGGUGUCGCAUGUUCCCGUCCCUGGUCAACUGCUGCACCAUUGAUUGGUUCAUUGAGUGGCCACGUGAGGCCCUGCUGGGCGUGGCCAAUUCCUUCUUUAAAACCGUCAAUCUGGGCUGUUCCGAUGAGAUCAAGGCCAAUGUGUGCAAGAUGUGUGUGGAGAUCCACGUCAGCGUGACCGACAUGGCUGAACGAUUCUUCAAGGAACUCAAGCGGCGCUACUACACGACGCCAACCUCGUACCUCGAGCUCAUCAACCUCUACAUCGGCAUGGUGCAGGAGAAGGCACAUGUGAUCAAAAUGGCCCGUGAGCGGGUGUCCAACGGCCUGGCCAAGCUGUUCUCUACCAACGACCUGGUGGACAACAUGAAGAAAGAGCUGGUGGCCCUGGAGCCAGAGCUCAAGCAGAAGUCUGCAGACACCGCCAGUCUCAUGGAGAGGCUCAAGAUCGACCAGGAGAAGGCAGACACGGUCCAGAAAAAUGUGGCCAUCGACGAGGCCAAGGCCAAAAAGACAGCAGAGGAGACACAGGCCAUAGCAGACGACGCGCAGAGAGAUUUGAACGAGGCACUUCCGGCUCUUGAAGCUGCUGUCAAGGCUCUCGACGCCCUGGACAAGAACGACAUCUCUGAGAUCAGGGUCUUCACCAAACCCCCAGAGCUGGUCCAGACGGUUCUAGAAGCUGUGGCCAUCUUGCUGGGCAACAAAACAGACUGGGCAAGCUGUAAAGCCAUGCUGGGAGACAGCAAUUUUCUCAAGAGGUUGGCCGAGUACGACAAGGACAAGAUCCCUGCGGCCAAGCUGGCCAAGGUCAGAAAGUACACGGCCAUGCCCAACUUUGUGCCGGAUGUCGUCGCUAAAGUCUCCAAGGCAUGCAAGUCGUUGGUCAUGUGGGUUAGGGCCAUGGACAUCUACUCUGUAGUUGCCAAACAGGUGGAGCCGAAGAAGCAAGCUCUGGCCGAAGCCCAGGAGGUCCUCAAUGAAGUGAUGCGUGUGUUGAAGGCCAAACAAGACCAGCUGGCCGAGGUGGAGAAGCAAAUCAAAGGCCUACAGGCUAUCUUCGACAAGAGCCUGGCCGAGAAGAAAGGCCUGGAGCGUAGCAUGGCCGUCACGGCCGCCAGGCUCAAACGCUCGUCUAAACUGACCACAGCUUUAGCUGACGAACAGGUCCGGUGGGAGGAGAGUGUGGCUAGCUACAACGAACAGCUGAACAACGUGGUGGGGGACGUCUUCCUGGCAGCCGCCUGUGUGGCCUACUACGGUGCCUUCACCUCCACAUACAGGCAUGACCUGGUUGAAGAGUGGACCAACCGACUGGCUACCCUGCACAUCCCGGUCACCAAGAACAUGACGCUGGUGUCAGUGCUGGCUGACGCCAUAGAGAUCCGACAGUGGAACGCGGACGGGCUGCCCAAAGACCAGGUGUCCAUCGAGAACGCCAUUCUCGUCACCAGAGGCCGGCGCUGGCCGCUGAUGAUUGACCCACAGGAGCAGGCCAACCGCUGGAUCCGGAACAAAGAGGCGAGCAACAAGCUGAAGAUCGUCAAGAUGACGGACAACAACUUCCUGCGGACGCUAGAGGCCUGUAUCCGUACGGGGAUUCCCAUCCUGCUGGAGGAUGUUGGCGAGGUGCUGGAUCCAGCCCUGGAGCCGGUCUUGUUGAAGCAGACCUUUAUCCAGGGCGGUCGUCUGCUCAUCCGGCUAGGUGACAGCGACAUCGAUUACGACAAGAACUUUCGGUUUUACCUGACGACGAAACUGUCCAACCCCCAUUACCUGCCCGAGGUGUGCAUCAAGGUGACCAUCAUCAACUUCACAGUCACCAAGAAAGGGCUGGAGGACCAACUGCUCAGUGACGUGGUAAGCCUGGAGAGGCCUGACCUGGAGGAACAGAGGAACGAGCUGAUCCUGAGGAUAAACGCGGACAAGAACCAGCUGCUGGCCAUUGAAGACAAGAUCCUCAAGCUUUUGUUUGAGUCUGAGGGCAACAUCCUGGACAAUGAGGAGCUCAUCAACACUCUCAACGACUCCAAGGUCACUUCCGCUGUGAUCAAACAACGAUUGGCUGAAUCCGAAACGACGGAGGAGAAAAUUAGCGUGGCUCGAGAAAAGUAUCGCUGUGUGGCUGAGCGGGGAUCGGUCAUGUACUUCGUGGUUUCUGACAUGGGAGAGGUGGACCCCAUGUAUCAGUUCUCUCUCAAGUACUUCAAACAGUUGUUCAACAACACUAUAUCAACCAGCGAAAAAUCUGAAGAAUUGAGCGAGCGACUGAUCAUUUGUCUAAACGAAACGACGAUGUGUAUUUACAAAAAUGUUGCCAGAGGACUGUUUGAGAAACACAAGCUGGUCUUUUCCUUCCUGCUCUGCUCGGAGAUCAUGAAGACAGAGGGGAUGAUAACUCCACUCGAGUGGAACUUUUUCCUCAGGGGCCCGCUUGGUGGACUCGAUAAGCAACAAACGCCCAAGCCUGACCGCACGGACUGGCUGCCGCUGACCACAUGGAAGAUGGCGUGUGAGCUGAGUGAAGCCUUCGAGUGCUUUAAGGGCAUCCACACAGAUCUGGUGCUCACUCCCGUCUGGAUCAAGAUGGGGGAAACGAUUGAGGUGGCAGCAAACCCACCAGGUAACAAGUUCCACUAUAGUGUGUAUGAACCCCCACCUUACAAAGAGGGAGACAAGUCCACUACAUCACAAGCUAACGGCCACUGGGACGAGCGGUUGACAAACUUUCAGAAACUCAUGUUCGUGAGGGUCUUCAGGGAAGAGAUGACCACGCUAGCCAUCACAGAGUUCGUGGCACAAAGUCUGGGUAAAGAAUUCGUUGAGAGCCCGCCCGUCGCCUUGCCGGAACUGUACGAGAACAUGUCCAAGGUGACGCCCCUGGUGUUUGUACUGUCCUCAGGCUCUGACCCCAUGGGCGCUUUCUUGAGGUUCGCUAAGGAGAUGGAUGUACAGGACAUUGUCAAGUCGAUUUCUCUGGGUCAAGGUCAAGGUCCAGUGGCUGAUAAAAUGAUCAAAUCAGCCACGAAGAAUGGAGAGUGGGUGUUUUUACAGAACUGCCACCUGGCGGCCUCAUGGAUGCUCUCAAUGGAGAACAUCAUCAAGAACAUACAAGAAUUCCCGUCGCCGAUCCACCAAAAUUUCCGGCUCUUCCUGUCGUCCAUGCCGGCCAAGCACUUCCCGGUCAGUGUCCUUCAGAACAGUGUCAAGGUCACCAACGAGCCGCCUAAAGGCAUCAGGGCCAACCUGCGCAGGGCCUUCGCUGAUAUGACCAUCAAAUUCUUUGACGAUCACCCUCUGGGACAGGACUGGCGAAAAAUUAUCUUUGGCAUCUGUUUCUUCCACGCGGUCAUUCUAGAGAGGAAAAAGUUCGGCCCUUUGGGGUGGAAUAUUACGUACGCUUUCAGCGACAGCGACAGAGAAUGUGCCUUGCUAAAUAUGGAAAUGUUUUGUAAAGACGGUUACAUCCCUUGGGACACUCUCAUUUAUAUAACAGGGGAGAUAACGUAUGGAGGGCGAGUCACUGACGCACAGGACCAGCGCUGUCUCCGCACCAUCCUCAAACUGUUUUUUAAACCCGACACGCUCAAGCCCAAAUACAAGUACUCAGAGUCAGGAAUAUACUAUCCACCCAUGAACAAGACUUUGGCUUCACUAAAAACCUAUGUUGAAUCUCUCCCCAUUAUUGAUGAGCCUGAAAUUUUUGGCCUUCAUGAAAAUGCAAACAUCGCUUUCCAGAUGAAUGAAACUCAUGCAUUAAUUGGCACAAUUUUAGAAGUCCAGCCACGCGUGUCAGGCGACGACACAGGGAUGUCAAAUGACGACAUCGCAUUCGAUCUGGCUGAAAACAUUCUGGAGAGGUUGAUGGAUAAACUGGAUAUUGAUGAAGCUGAUCCUCAAAUGUUUGUCACUGAUGUCAAAGGUCGUCUAAAUUCAUUAACUGUUGUGUUGUCACAAGAAACAGACAGAUUCAACAGACUUCUCUUAGUUAUAAAGAACUCACUUCAUCAGUUAAAGAAAGCAAUCAAAGGGUUUGUAGUAAUGAGUGAGGAGCUAGAAACUGUUUACAAUUCGUUUCUAAACAAUCAGGUUCCAUCUGUGUGGGCCAGAGCAGCUUAUCCUUCACUCAAAAGUCUGGGAUCCUGGGUCAAGGACUUAAUACUGCGAUGUCACUUUAUUUACAACUGGAUCAAAUUAGGACAACCUAAAUCUUUUUGGUUGUCUGGAUUUUUUUUCCCUCAAGGUUUUUUGACGGGAACACUACAAAACUUUGCCAGGAAAUACAACUACCCAAUUGAUCAUCUGAGUUUUAAAUUUAUUGUAAUGCCAAUCGCGCGUGACCAGGAGGAAGUCACAGCCCAGAUGGCGCAGAAAGGUCCGGAAGAAACAAUUCCUCUGGAUAAUGAUUUGCCAAACAUUGAUGACGGUGUUCUCGUCCAUGGACUGUACAUGGAUGGCUUUGCAUGGCAUUGGGAAAACAUGACAGUGGGAGAUCAGAUUAAGGGACAGAUGAAUUCCCCCCUCCCAGUAAUGCACAUGGAUCCAAGAAUGGAUUACGAACCAGAUUCAGCCCUCUAUGCAGCUCCAUUGUACAAGACUUCUGCUAGAGCAGGCACUCUGUCCACUACAGGGCACUCAACAAAUUAUGUUGUUGCUGUUUAUCUCCCAUCACACAACACACAGGACUACUGGAUUGCUAAAGGAGCGGCUCUCUUGUGUCAAAUUAGUGACUAAGUCUGUGGAGUUCUUUGAUUGCUAAUUGCUUAAUUAAAAUGUUUUUUAUGUUUAUAAAUAAAGUAAUGAAUGCUUAGUUUAGGUGAACUAUACAGAGGUCUCACAUGAGCAGUUAAGUGUGGCCUACUGUACUUAUCAUUGUUUGCUAAAUAUCCGUCAUGUUUUGGUGCAAUAUUUAUACAAGGUGCUUUUAUUUCAUUAAAUAAU
Messenger RNA from Physella acuta, 9790 nucleotides. Its product is annotated as dynein axonemal heavy chain 6. Gene Ontology annotation, biological process: microtubule-based movement. Gene Ontology annotation, cellular component: dynein complex. The record is from RefSeq and is a predicted model, not a curated record. NCBI's taxonomy places the organism in Eukaryota, Metazoa, Mollusca, Gastropoda, Physidae. Gene Ontology annotation, molecular function: minus-end-directed microtubule motor activity; dynein light intermediate chain binding; ATP binding.